AUGGGUUAUAGAUCUUCAAGGUAUAAUAGAACAUCGUGUAUAUAUGUUGGAAAUUUACCAGGAAAUGUUGUGGAAGACGAAGUCUAUGAUUUAUUUGGAAAGUUUGGGCGUAUAAAAUACAUUGAUAUAAAAUUAACAAGAGGAUCAACUUCUACAGCAUAUGCGUUUGUUCAUUAUUAUGACAUAAAAGAUGCAGAAUAUGCAAUAGAAAGAAGAGAUGGAUAUAAAUUUGAUGGGGAACGCCUACGUGUUGAAUUUUCUGGAGAAAAUAAAAGCUUUGGAAAAUAUCGAAGAAAAGAAGACGGGAUUGGCCCACCUUUAAGAACAGAGCAUCGAAUUAUUGUUAGCAAUUUACCAGAUAAUUGUAAAUGGCAACAUUUAAAAGACAUAAUGAGGCAAUGUGGUGAUGUGGGAUAUGCCAAUAUUGAACAUGGUAAAGGUAUCGUGGAAUUUGUUGACCGCGAUGGAAUGCUAUAUGCAAUUGAAAAAUUUGAUCGUGCAGAAUUUAAAGUCCAUGAUCAGGUUACAAAUAUUAAAGUUAGAAGAGAUAAAAGGAGUUUAUCUUACAUAAAAAAGCAUAGAAGUGAUUAUUAUAGUCCACGACAUAAAAAAAAGCGAAUAUAUAGUGAUGAAUCUGAAUCAAAUAUAUCGCGACGACGCAGUAAAUAUAGUACCUCGUCAAGUAAAGGACAUAAUAAAUAUGAGACAGAUAGUGAUACUUCAUAUGAUAAAAAGGAAAAAACAAGAGAUGGAAAUAAAAACAAAAGAAGCUAUUCUUCUGACGAGAAAAGAGAUAAUAAAUAUAGUAGAAGUGAAUCGAGUAAUUCAUUAAGUGAUGAUAGAACUUAUAAAAAGAAAAAAAAUAAUUACAGUACUUCAAGGGAUAGAUCAAGCAAAGACUCCAAAUAUCAUUCAGAAAAGGAAAGUAGACAAAGUAAGAGUCAUAGUAAAAGUGUAAGUGGAGAAAACAGUAGGAGCGAAGAAAAAAGUAGAAGCAUUAGUGGAGAUAUAAGCAAUAAUGAAAAACAAAAUGCAGGAAAAAACGUGAAAAGGGAAAAUAUUUUAAGCGCUGAAAAAGAAGAAAAAGAAGAAAGACAAGGGCGUAGUGGGUCUGAAAAGUCAGGAUAUAAUAGCGCAGCUUCGGAAGUAAAGAAAGAUGAUAACGAGGAUAAAAAUGAUGAAGUGAAUAAUGAGAAGUUUCCAGUUAUUCCGAAAGGAAGGAAAGGGGCUACUAAAAGGAAGCCAAAAGCUGAAAAGAUAAAAAAAAGAAAAAAUGAAAAUAAAAGUGAAAAUGAAGAUUUGAAAAGUGUUUCAAAUGAUGGUAAUAAAAGUGAUGCAAAUAAAUCAGAUAAGGAAAAUAAUAACGAUACCUCAGUUAAUCAAACUGAAGAAACAAAACCCAAAAGAGGUAGAACUAAAAAGAAAGCAAACCCUGAAGGAAAUUAA
Messenger RNA from Plasmodium berghei ANKA, 1446 nucleotides. RefSeq names its product serine/arginine-rich splicing factor 4, putative. The record is from RefSeq and is a predicted model, not a curated record. Gene Ontology annotation, molecular function: mRNA binding. The transcript is spliced from 4 exons. Lineage: Eukaryota; Apicomplexa; Aconoidasida; Haemosporida; Plasmodiidae. Gene Ontology annotation, cellular component: ribonucleoprotein complex; nucleus; cytoplasm. Bases 1 to 1446 code for a protein of 481 amino acids.